GAUCUAACUCUCUGCCCAGAGAACCUAACCCUCCCAUUGGUCUACAACUAACGUAAUCAUCUUCUUUUUUUCCUCUUAAUCACCAAUCCAUGUCUUAAAAAUCAUAAAAUUCAUACUGGUUGGGUUUUCAAUUUUGUAUUACACGAUACACACACUUCCCCUUCUUUUCUCAUUUCUGCUCAAGAUUUCAUCUUUUUCUCUUUUUUUCCAGAAAGGCACACGCAUUGUGAUUUCUCUAAACCCUAACAACAGAUCCAAAAUUUUCCUUCGGCUUAACCUCAAUUGCUAUUGAGUUCCAAAAUUUCUUCUUAUACAGCAGAUUUACCCUUAAAAGUUUGGAACUUUAAGGGUAAAUCAUAUUGAAGGUUAGGAUUUUUUUGCAAUGAGCUGAUGCUACUGUGAUUUUUCUUUAUCAAUUACAAUGCAAUCGAAAACCCAAAUUCUUGCUCCAGCUUUUACCCUUUUCCCAUCUCUUAAACCUCCAAACAAGACCCUAACUUUUCACCAAUUUACAGUCUUAGCCAUCACCUUUCUCGCUUAUGCUUCAUUUCAUGCCUCAAGAAAGCCACCAAGUAUUGUAAAAGGUGUGCUUGGACCCAAAAUUCAAUUGAACUCUUCAAUGAUUGAGUCUAAUUUAACUUCAUUAGAAUCCAAUGGUAUUGGUUGGGCUCCCUUUAAUGGCCCUAAAGGGACUCACCGGCUUGGCGAGCUUGAUCUUGCAUUUUUGUCUGCAUAUUCAGUAGGAAUGUAUUUUGCAGGACAUGUUGGUGAUAGGAUUGAUUUAAGGUUGUUUCUUGUUUUUGGAAUGGUGGGUAGUGGUCUUUUGACCAUUAUUUUUGGGUUAGGUUAUUGGUUUAAUGUACAUUUGUUAGGAUAUUUUGUGAGUGUGCAGAUUUUGUGUGGUUUGUUUCAGUCUAUAGGGUGGCCUUGUGUGGUGGCGGUGGUUGGGAAUUGGUUUGGGAAGGCUAAGAGAGGGUUGAUAAUGGGAAUAUGGACUUCCCAUACAUCGGUAGGGAACAUUAUUGGGUCGGUUGUGGCAUCCGGGGUUUUGGAGUUUGGUUGGGGUUGGUCAUUUGUGGUGCCCGGAGUUUUGGUAAUUUUAGCUGGGGUUUUAGUGUUCCUGUUUCUUGUUGUUAAUCCUGAAGAUAUUGGAUUUGAGACUCCAGGGAAGGAGAUUGAAAUGGAUGUGGAGGUGAAUGGUUUGGAGAAUUUGGAGAAGGUGGAAUCAGAAGAAGCAGGGCUUCUUGGGGAGGAAAACUUGGAUUCUACCGCAGCCAUCGGAUUCCUGGAGGCUUGGAGAUUACCUGGUGUGGCACCAUUUGCUUUCUGCCUCUUCUUUUCAAAGCUAGUGGCGUACACUUUUCUAUAUUGGUUGCCCUUCUACAUAAGUCACACAGAUGUUGCUGGCGUGCAUGUGUCCCACAAGACUGCUGGAAUUCUUUCAACGGUAUUCGAUAUUGGAGGAGUCUUUGGCGGAGUUUUGGCAGGAUUUGUAUCUGAUGUGAUUGAAGCUCGUGCAGUGACUUCAAUGGUAUUCUUGCUUCUAUCAAUUCCAGCCCUUGUUCUGUACCGGGUUUAUGGAAGCGUGUCUAUGCUCCUCAAUAAUGCUUUGAUGUUUCUUUCUGGGCUGCUUGUAAAUGGCCCGUAUGCUCUAAUUACUACAGCUGUUGCAGCUGAUCUUGGUACUCAGGACUUGAUUAAAGGAAAUUCCCGAGCCUUAGCUACUGUGUCCGCAAUUAUAGAUGGCACUGGUUCUGUUGGGGCAGCUGUUGGCCCCCUUCUGGCAGGGUAUAUCUCCACAAGAGGAUGGAACAGUGUCUUUCUUAUGCUUAUUGUUUCGAUAUUCCUUGCGAGUUUGUUCUUGAUUCGAGUUGCGAAAACUGAGAUUAAAGGGUUGCUGAACGGUGGAAAAUGGCUUUCAAACAAUGCAACUGCUCAAUGAUGGAAAGUGCUUCUAAGAUUAUCGUCUGUAUUCCUUUUACAGCUAGUCAAAAAACAGGUUCCAUGGAAAAACACUAGGAUAUAAAGGAUCCUGCAAGUAUACAUGUCUGUAUUUUGUAACUCAUUCUUUGGUCAGAUAUAUUCUUACUUUCUGUUGUACAUGUACAAACUAAGAUACCAAUAAUAUAAGCCCCCCUUCUGGCAGGGUAUAUCUCCACAAGAGGAUGGAACAAUGUCUUUCUUAUGCUUAUUGUUUCGAUAUUCCUUGCGAGUUUGUUCUUGAUUCGAGUUGCGAAAACUGAGAUUAAAGGGUUGCUGAACGGUGGAAAAUGGCUUUCAAACAAUGCAACUGCUCAAUGAUGGAAAGUGCUUCUAAGAUUAUCGUCUGUAUUCCUUUUACAGCUAGUCAAAAAACAGGUUCCAUGGAAAAACACUAGGAUAUAAAGGAUCCUGCAAGUAUACAUGUCUGUAUUUUGUAACUCAUUCUUUGGUCAGAUAUAUUCUUACUUUCUGUUGUACAUGUACAAACUAAGAUACCAAUAAUAUAAGCCCCCCUUCUGGCAGGGUAUAUCUCCACAAGAGGAUGGAACAAUGUCUUUCUUAUGCUUAUUGUUUCGAUAUUCCUUGCGAGUUUGUUCUUGAUUCGAGUUGCGAAAACUGAGAUUAAAGGGUUGCUGAACGGUGGAAAAUGGCUUUCAAACAAUGCAACUGCUCAAUGAUGGAAAGUGCUUCUAAGAUUAUCGUCUGUAUUCCUUUUACAGCUAGUCAAAAAACAGGUUCCAUGGAAAAACACUAGGAUAUAAAGGAUCCUGCAAGUAUACAUGUCUGUAUUUUGUAACUCAUUCUUUGGUCAGAUAUAUUCUUACUUUCUGUUGUACAUGUACAAACUAAGAUACCAAUAAUAUAAGCCUUCUACAUUCUACACUA
Populus nigra (black poplar) is the source of this 2868-nucleotide messenger RNA. RefSeq names its product putative glycerol-3-phosphate transporter 5. Gene Ontology annotation, biological process: transmembrane transport; phosphate ion homeostasis. Lineage: Eukaryota; Viridiplantae; Streptophyta; Magnoliopsida; Malpighiales; Salicaceae. Gene Ontology annotation, molecular function: transmembrane transporter activity. The record is from RefSeq and is a predicted model, not a curated record. Bases 422 to 1942 code for a protein of 506 amino acids. Gene Ontology annotation, cellular component: membrane. The transcript has 2 exons.